GCCAAAAUAUAACACAACAGGGAAACAUUCGAUGAAUGCCGCAUUAGACGAAUCAAUUCAUUUUCUGCUGAAAAUUAGGAUUGUCGCAAAGCAAUAAAAAUCAGAAUGUCGGCGGUAAUCGGGCUCGCGGCUUGUGCCGUGUCUUCCGUAUUCUUCGGAUCCAUGUUCGUGCCCAUAAAAUCUUACGAUUCUAGAGAUGGAAUUUUUGCACAAUGGAUGAUGUCCAUUGCCAUUCUACUUGUAGGUUUCAUUGUUUUUGCCACGACAGGAUUUCCUGGAUUCUAUCCACUUGCAAUGCUUGGUGGAGCAUCAUGGUGCAUUGGUAAUGCAACAGCGAUUCCAAUCAUUUCUCGCCUGGGACUCGCCGUUUCUAUUCUUGUUUGGAAUACUUCAAAUUGCUUGGUGGGAUGGGCUGGCGGUCGAUUUGGACUUUUUGGAAUGAAGGCUCAAGUCCCUGCAUCUCCAUUUCUAAACUAUCUCGGUCUUGUUUUUGUUGUUAUUGGUGGAUCAAUCUUCGCACAAGUUCGAUCAGAACCUUUACCAAUUGCCAAGAAAACCAGUCGUACAUCUUUCGAUUUGGAGAAUCUGAAUUCUGAAGAGAAGAAGGCAUUGAACACGACAGAAUCAUCAGAUGAUGGCGGUCUGGAAACUGAAGUGUUGAGACCGGAUAAAAAUCUUAAUUCAGGAACUCAGAGAUUUUUCGCCUUCAUCACUGCCAUUGUUGCCGGAUUCUUUUACGGAAUGACAUUUGUACCAGUGAUCAGAAUGAUUGAUAAUCCACAAUUAUAUCCAUUUUAUCCACAAGAUGGUAUUUCGUACGUCUUCUCCCAUUAUUUUGGAAUUUUCAUUACAUCCACUAUCAUUUUCGUCAUCUAUUCCAUUUUUAGAAGAAACCAGCCAUACGCUCCUCCAAACUUAUUCCUUCCUGGAAUGGCUGCAGGAUGUCUGUGGGCUGUCGCUCAAACAUCAUUCUUCGUGGCAAAUCAACAUUUAUCACAAACCGUAACAUUUCCCAUUAUUUCUCAAAUGCCUGGAUGUAUUGCGGCCGCUUGGAGCAUAUUCUAUUAUCGAGAAAUUCGUGGAAAGAAGAAUUUUAUACUUCUGGGAGCUGCAAUGUCAAUUACAAUCACUGGAGCCACACUUGUGGGAUUGUCAAAAAAUAUCAAAUUCUAGAUGACGAAUUAACACUUAUAUUAAUUUAAUUGCAAAAUAACAAACUCUAGUUUACAGUUUUUAGAUUCAUGUUUAAUUUAUCUGUGAUUAUAUUCGCCUUCUUCUUUUUCUGUUAUCUUUUUCAUCUGUGUCAAUGUCAUUCCCACAUUUCUGUUUGUGCCUUUCGGGUUUAAGUUUACCACAACUUUAAAACAUUUUUAAAACUACAUUUAUAAAUUAAAUCAUUAAAGAAUGAAGAGAAAACUAUUUUUUGGAUA
Molecule: messenger RNA, 1430 nt
Organism: Caenorhabditis elegans
Lineage: Eukaryota; Metazoa; Nematoda; Chromadorea; Rhabditida; Rhabditidae
Gene: W02D3.4
Product: Transmembrane protein 144 homolog
Biological process (GO): carbohydrate transmembrane transport
Cellular component (GO): membrane
Molecular function (GO): carbohydrate transmembrane transporter activity
Source: RefSeq, marked reviewed